Messenger RNA from Blepharisma stoltei, 1807 nucleotides. The record is from the annotation of a GenBank genome assembly. NCBI's taxonomy places the organism in Eukaryota, Ciliophora, Heterotrichea, Heterotrichida, Blepharismidae.
AUGUCUCAUAAUCAUGUUAAUCUAAAUGCUUUUCUAGUUCAUCCCAAAAGUCGCACCCAACAAGAUAUCAACGAAAUCAUGGAAUCCACACAAGAAAUCGAAUUUUUUAAAAAAAUAACAAACGAAAAAAGUUCAAAUCAAAUUCACAUGGCUUGUUGCCAAGUCAUGACUGUUGAAGAAUUCUCACGCGGAUCAAGGGUAAUCUCAUAUGGUGAGAUGGGCGAUAAAUUUUAUAUUGUUUUACGAGGAAGCCUCACAGUAGCUGUACCAUUAAAAGUUUAUAAACCGAUAAGCGAAGUCAUCGAAAUAUUAAAAAGUCCAGAAUCGAUCGCAGCUGCAAAAAUUGAUAAUAAAGAGGCCACAAAGUUGCGAGAAUUCCUAGGGGAGAGAGAAAAAGCACUGAGGAAUGAGCCAGAGUCGAGAAUUGAUGAAAACGAAAUGAUACAAGUUGAAGAACUUAAAGAAGUAGGUGGUAUAAAUCCUGGCCAAGCUUUUGGAGAAUUAAGCUUAAUCAGUGAUAAGCCAAGAGCAGCUACGAUAACUGCAAAAGAACAUUGCAUUUUAGCUGUAUUAUGUAAACAAGAUUUCAAGAAAGUGUUAGGGAGUAUAGCAGAUAGAACAUUAAAUGAGAGAGUGGCUUAUCUGCAGUCAUUACCAUUAUUUUCAGCAUGGACGAAACAAUCAUUGCAAAAAAUUUCUUACUAUUUUAUUGAGUUAUCGGUAGGUAAAGCUCAAUAUGUCUAUAAAGAAGGAAAUAACGCUGAUUAUGUGUAUUUUGUAAGAUCAGGAGAAUUCAAGCUAAUAAAGAAUCAGCAAAACGAAAGCCCAGGGUAUGCUGAAAGAAAAGUAAAAUCAGGAUCGCAAUUCCUAUCAAGUACACUAGAAAGUGCAACAUUAAAGCUAAGUUUGAUGAAAAAAGUCCAUAAAAAUAUAAAAUUGCAAAUCGCAAUUAAAGGAGAAAACGAAGUGUUCUGGGUUGCAGGUCAAAUGAUCGUGUAUUUUUAAAAGACAAAAAUUUGGUCGAAAACAUUUAAUUUUAAAUUUUUUGGCUUUUUCAGUAAAUGUCUCGCUAUCAAAAAUGAUCUAAACAAUUUCCCUAAGAAAUGUCGCACUAUCAAAAUGAAAGGCCAUUUGGGAUGGAGCCGUGUUCGGAUACGAAGAAAUAAUCGAAAAUGUAAAUUUAAGGAUGAAUUCCUGCAUUUGCAAUUCAAUUAAAGGAGAGCUUUAUGCGAUGUCGAGAACUGAUUUUAAGCAGAGAGUUUCGAACCAAGAAACAUUAAAGUAUUUAAAAGAAAAAUAUAAAUUUGACCAAAAGAGAAAUAAUGAAAGAAUAGAACAACUAAAAAAUGUUGAGGAAAUUAAACAAGAACUAACCCAUGGAAAUUCACUAGCUAUUACAGAAAGACAUUUAGAAGAAAAAUUGAAGAGGAAGUAUUAUCCAAUGCUAAAUAAGCUUAAAACCUUGAGGGAAAGAGUACACCUUACACCUAGUAUUAACACUGAAAGAUUGAGCUUUACAGUCCCUUGAACGUAUCCGAAAAAUCCACCACCACCAGAGACAUGUCCAAGCCCUUAUAGAGGGCAAAGUAUGGAAAUAAAAUCGCCUAGAGUCACUGAAGAGUCAAAAUCAAUACCGAGAUCAAGAAGCAUCCAAAAGGAAAGAAAAGAAAAGACGAAAAAUAGAGAAGCAAGAUUAAAACGAUAUCCUCCUCCUAAUUUUAUGCAUAGGUUCGUUGGCAACUCUAGGGUGCUGAGAAAUGACUUCUUUAUGGGUGGAAAAAAUUCCUUUGAUAACUCGAUGUCUUAA